AAGAGAACACUACGAGCUCGGACUUAACGCAUGUUUUGUAUAAAUUUCAAUAAAUACUGAAAAAUACAAUAACAGAAUAUAAAAUGAAGUUUACAUUGAGUGUCCUGGUGAUCUAUGGAUUAAUUGCUCUCGGCUGCUCAGCACCGCUUGACGACUCGGCGAAUGCACGACUGUUGCGUUACGAUUUUGACAAUAUCGGAGUAGAUGGUUACGAUUUUAGUUUUGAAACUAGUGACGGUACCGAACGCAAGGAGAGUGCAGAACUUAAGGAUUUUGGCGGAGAUAGUAAAGCGCUCAUAGUAGAUGGCUUCUCGACAUGGAUAGCGCCCGAUGGCCAAAAAUACACACUGCAUUAUCUUGCUGAUGAGACAGGCUUCCAUCCAUGGGGCGACCAUUUGCCACAAUUUAAGCCAAAAUAUAAAUCUUAAACUAAAGAUAUUUCUGUACACAUUAAUAACUUUAACUUCUUCUUCUUGUUAACUGGUGUCUACACCCUUACGUGGUUAUAGCCGAGUUAAAAGCUAAUAAUUUAAACUAGCACUUUAAAAUGUCAACUAUGUUCACUAUGAAUUAAUAUGAUAAUAAUAAAAAACUUUACAGUAUU
Messenger RNA from Bactrocera latifrons, 604 nucleotides. Its product is annotated as flexible cuticle protein 12-like. Gene Ontology annotation, molecular function: structural constituent of chitin-based larval cuticle. Lineage: Eukaryota; Metazoa; Arthropoda; Insecta; Diptera; Tephritidae. Gene Ontology annotation, cellular component: chitin-based extracellular matrix. The record is from RefSeq and is a predicted model, not a curated record. The transcript is spliced from 2 exons. The coding region runs from base 84 to 428 and encodes 114 amino acids.